Molecule: messenger RNA, 1309 nt
Organism: Daphnia magna
Lineage: Eukaryota; Metazoa; Arthropoda; Branchiopoda; Diplostraca; Daphniidae
Exons: 4
Coding region: 91-681 (196 amino acids)
Source: RefSeq, a predicted model, not a curated record
GUCGUUGUGUUUCAGUCGUUCAGUGCCUUUCCUGCUGAAAGGACGUGUCGUAUUCGUUGUGCUUCUAAAUCAUUUGAACCAGGGUCUACCAUGCAAGUAACUCGAUCGCUUGCGGAUAUUUUGGAAAACAAACCGCAGCAAAAAGAGAUAGACGGUCUGUCGAACGCGGCAGCUGUUCAGAUCUUUUCCGGUCUGGGAUGUAUCGCUCUACAGGUAUUCCUGUUGGUUAAUUAUCACGAUGCGGACGAGAGCAUGCAACACAAUGGCAAUACGAUUUUCACGCUAGCUGUUGGAUCGUUUGGCUUGAUCGCUGGAAUAUUCGGAUGUUUUGCCAAAGUUUCACGGAAAUGGUUCAAUUACGCUUACCUGGCCACGUCCUUGGGUGUAGUGUGUUCUAGCAUAUUGUACUUCCUCGCCGGAUAUUGGGAUUUCUACAACGCAGUCAAAGAUUCGGGAAAGUUUUAUUACAUCACAGUUAACAAUCAUACGGAGCCAAUUCAACCAACUUUACCGUCGGACGACGAGCUCCAUUUUUGGCUGCGCGCUGGACUUUUCCUUUGCGUCAUCGUCUUGGCGCUAUUCAGUUUAGCCGGUAUGGCUAUCGUAGCCUCUUACCGUAUCUGCAACGGAGGAUGGACUAAGAAGGAAGAUUACAAGAGUCUGCUGGCCCAGCAAGAAUAAUCCGUCACUUUCCAAUACCUGUAGGGUAGCUGGGAUGUCGCUGUUAGUCCUCCAUCUCCUGUUUUCUUUUUAGUGCAAAUCCAUUAAUUUUUAGUGACAUGCAAGAGAGGUCCUUGUACAUAGACAUAGGAAGAUGAACGCGUAAAGCACUCUUGUCAUCCAGAGAAUCUCAUUUUCAAUAUACUUUGUUGUAUUAAAAAACAAAUGUAUGUUAAGAUAACCCACUUAAAAUGACCAAGUUUCAUUCACGAUUGAUUGCACGACAUCCCUAAUAAGGGGUCCCUUUUUCACACAAAACAAAAAGUAUUUAGAAUAGAGAUCUAGCACUCAGCUUUCAUUUCGAAACCGGUCCCGAAAGGUGUUCCAAAAGAGAAUGUAACCUCGAGACGUGACAAAUGCUUUUUUUUUCUUGUUGUUCUCAACAAGAUGAGGUGCAUCUAAACUCGACAGUCAUGGUUCCCAGUUUGCAUUCAUUCAUCAUCAGGUGCAUUAAAAAAUUUCGUAAAGUUAACCUUGGUUGCGGAAUUCCGUGUUGCCCACCUUGAACGACUGGCUGCUACUUAGUCAUUUCCCAGUGAUGAAUGUGCUAUUGACAUAUAUUCGUUGAAAUGAAUUUUUGUUUAACCUC